AUGUCUGGCUUCGGACAGGGUGGGAUAUACCAGCCUGAUGCACAGCAGCAACUGCUCCAGUUGCUACAGCAACAGCAACAGCAACAGCAACAGCCACCCCAGACGAUGGCGUUUGCCAAACCACAAACAGAUUUUAUGAACAACUUUACGCAGCAACAAUCCCCAACGUUGCUGGCACAAUCAAAUGCCCCUAUGCAACAGGGAAUUCAGAACCAAUUUGUUCAAGCAAAUGUGAUGCAGCAGCCGAACCUGCUGACACCACCGAUGAAUACAAUGUCAAUCAGCAACCCUGGCGUUGCCAAGCCCCAAUCACAAGAUGCGAAUGCGGUGCUGGCUACGAUGCUGAACAAAGCCAAGUCCGGUAUGCUAAGUCAAAAUCAGCUUGCACAGCUGCGUGCGAUUGUUGAACAGCAAACCUCGCAGCAGGCACAGCCUUCACAACAGGCCCAAGCGCAAGCACAGACCAACGCACCCACUGCACAAUACAAUGCUCUGCUGCAAUCGCUUCAAAACGCCCAAUCCCUAGCACAACAGCCUUUAAUGAUGCAGUCGCAAGCUGGGUUGCAACAGAAUAUGAUGAAUCUUGGCAACCCAGAUGCGAUCAAGCAGCAACCCAAUAUGGUGCAGGGGGUGCAAUUCGUGCACACCAUCCAGCAACGGAUCCGAGAUGUGGAGCAAAAGCUGACCACGCCGAUGUCCGAGAAUGAGCGGCAGUCACUACAACGUGCGCAUCAGGAGCUUGCUCGGAUCCAGAAUGCACUCGUUCAGAAACUAUCGCAAGCUGCGGGCCUGCAUCCAUCUGGCAAUGUAGUGCAGCCUCCUGCACCAACUGCGAACAGCUUGGGGAACAUGAGCUUUACAAAUACACAACAGAAUCCAUCCAUGGGUCUCCAGUCUGGUAUAAGCGCCAUGCAUAGCAGUCCCACGCUCGGUGCUUCGUCCGUUCAACCUAUGGCAAUGCCGCCAGCACAACAGAAUGUGCCUGUUCCUCAGGCCACUAUUAGUCCCGAACAAUUCAAACGAGUCUUGAAUGAUUUGAUGCGACGACAUGAAAAACCAUUUCUUGGCAAUCCUAUCCUGGAUGGACGCGCAGUUGACCUGUACAGGCUGUUCAUCACAGUGCAAGCGUUGGGAGGCAGUAAGAGUGUGACGCAAAAGGGAGCCUGGCCGUCCAUCGCUGUGUCGCUUGGCCUCGUUACCCCCCAGUCACCACAGCUGCAAGUAUCUGCUCAAAAGGUUGCCCAUAUUUACAGGAGCUCUUUGGAACUUGUGGAAGAGGUAUGGAGCAGAGCAAUGUUACACCAAAUGUCGUUGAGUAUGAAUCGGGGCACGGUGGGUAAUGACUCGCAAAACUUGAGCAAGCAAUUUGCGAUGCCGCAGAACCAGCAGUCAUUUGUGCCUGCACAACAGGUGCGCAAUUCGCAGAGGCAUAGUCAACACAUUCCGCCCGAGCAGCUAUCCCUAUUAAUGCAACAGGAGCAGAGGAAGCAACAGCUUGCCAAGAAUGGCCAUGGUGCCCAAAUGCCGAACCAGGCUGAUAAGCAGCCGUGGCAAAUGAUGCAGACGUUGCCAGAGUGUGGGUCCACGCCUACAAAUCCAGCGGUUAAGGCCAGCCACAAUCCAAAACUGAUGCAAGGCAUGAACAAUCCGCGCAUCAAAGUUACGCCCCAGAUGUUGGAGAAUGCAGAGCAAAUGCUUCGAAAAGUGGAUGCAAGUCUAGCAGCAUUGCGACCAAGAUUACCUGUGAUCCAAAACAUGUCCGAGCAGGAGCGGGACGAAGUGCUCGAACAGUCCCGCAAACUGGGCUCGCUCAAGGCCACAGUGACUGCACUGCUCCCCGCAUUCUUGGCUAUGACAGGCAAUAUUGAGCCAGUCAAGCGCGUCAAGAUCAUGACGUACAUGAUUGACGACCAGCUAGCGCUCCUACCGAAGAAGCAGGUUAUUCUACGACUUCCGGACUUGGAGAAGCUUAAAGUCCAGUUGACACGAUGCAUUGGGUUUGUUCGCGUAAAUGAUGACAAACUUGCUCAGCAGAUUGUGGUCAAAGCAUUGCAAAGCAUAGCACAGACCCAGCGGAAUAUGAUGCGCAAAGCGGCAGAAGACCAAGAGGCCCGAGGCCCGGCCCCGGCGGAUGUGCCAUUAAAUAAGCGAAGCAAGUCUAGCAAUGACGACACUUUUGUGAAUACAAGCGACGAUAGGAAAGGUCGGACUAUGAAGACGAGGAGUUCCAGGAGCAAGCCUGCGGCAACGAGUCCUCCCGUUGCUUCAACGGCUAGCACUAAAAAGGCGCCUGACACUGCAACUGAUACUGUUGGCUCAUCGACCGACUCAGAUGUGCACGCAAACUUUAUUGCACACGCUAAAAAGGCAGUGGAAAACGAACAGAGUCAAUAUAUGGAACUGGCCAAGUAUUCCCCGAUGGACUUUGUCAAGAAAUCAUGGGAAGAGUUGGCUGCACUAAGUGCACAAUCUCUUCCAUCCCAUAUUGAAGGAAGCGAUGGUCAAGGCAACACAAAUUACGACGAGAAUUUCCAGGCGUUGGCUUUGGAUCACACGGAUGCGCUGCUCUAUGCGAUGAUGCAGACUCCCUAUACACUUUCAAGUGAUUACCAAGAUAUCUUGACAUUAGGCCUGGAGUCUGAAGAUAUGUUGGGAGGAGAUUUGAAAAAUGCUGCAAUCAGUGAUGCCAAACAAACGCAAGAGACUGCUCUAGAACAGCACACGGAUGUUACAAUUUUUAAUUUUGCCGUCCCAGAUGCCGCUGCCACAACACUUACCAACGGUGUAGGCGCAAACGAUACUGAAAAAGAUUCAAACGCCAGCUGGUGGCUAAAUUCCGAUGUCCUCACCGUUAAAUUAAAAAAUCAACUUAAAACAAAAUUUAAAUAUUUAUAA
Molecule: messenger RNA, 2895 nt
Organism: Malassezia vespertilionis
Lineage: Eukaryota; Fungi; Basidiomycota; Malasseziomycetes; Malasseziales; Malasseziaceae
Exons: 1
Coding region: 1-2895 (964 amino acids)
Biological process (GO): regulation of transcription by RNA polymerase II
Cellular component (GO): mediator complex
Molecular function (GO): DNA binding; transcription coregulator activity
Source: RefSeq, a predicted model, not a curated record